Molecule: messenger RNA, 690 nt
Organism: Suillus paluster
Lineage: Eukaryota; Fungi; Basidiomycota; Agaricomycetes; Boletales; Suillaceae
Exons: 3
Coding region: 1-690 (229 amino acids)
Source: RefSeq, a predicted model, not a curated record
AUGACUAGCAGUACUCAAUGGGAGCUCCCGUCAAUCCCCCAAGCUGCAUCUGAAUUUAGCGAUGAAGAAGAACCAGCUUCAUCCGGAUUCUCAGAAGAUUCGACAUUUCAGGGGUCUACUCCACCAUCAACUCGUAAAUCCGAGUCUCGCCGUGCCUCAGCGCAGACUGCUCGUCCUGCCGACCAGGAGCUCAGCGCGGACGAGCUGAUGGUGCUCUGGGGCAAGGUUGGAGUGCAGAUGGUGGAGUCUGCGACAGGGCUGUUUGAGAAAUCCAAACGCUCACUUGUUGGGGACGGUUCGUAUGCGGGUUUUGUCCGAGCUGUCUUUGCACAAGUUCCCAAUGCACAACACGUCUCAGGGGAGGGUGAAGAUUGGGGGUACUUGACAUAUGUGCAGACGGCUGCGUCGGUGCAGCGCCGCGUCUCUGAGAUUCUCCCGGGUGACGUGAUUGCCUUUUGGGACGCGAAGCUCAAGGGAUACAAGGGGCUUCACGCAUACACUCAGACUGUUGGCAUAGGGGAGAACGGGCCUCUUGUCGGCGUGGUAAGCGAGGUGGAGGGCAAAAAGAGCAAAGUUCGUGUGUGGCAGGCGAACCAGCAUGUCGGUCAGCAGACUGUGGAGAAUGUGAGUUAUAGGUUGGAGGAUUUGAAAAGUGGGCAUGUCAAGGUGUUCCGUGCUAUGGAAGCAUGA